Leguminivora glycinivorella is the source of this 1137-nucleotide messenger RNA. RefSeq names its product dnaJ homolog subfamily C member 17 (gene DnaJ-15). The record is from RefSeq and is a predicted model, not a curated record. Gene Ontology annotation, molecular function: RNA binding. Gene Ontology annotation, biological process: spliceosomal complex disassembly. The transcript has 3 exons. Lineage: Eukaryota; Metazoa; Arthropoda; Insecta; Lepidoptera; Tortricidae. Bases 101 to 976 code for a protein of 291 amino acids. Gene Ontology annotation, cellular component: spliceosomal complex.
GAUGUCAGUGUCACUGUCAAUCAGUCAAAUUACCAACCUGAAAUCCGCGUCCUAUUUAGUAGUGAAAUUUGGUGUAUUUAUCUAAAUUAAAAAGAUUAAAAUGGCUAAAACAAAAAUUGAGGACGUCGAUUUAUAUGCUAUCCUUGAUCUUACUAUUAGCGCCACAGAACCUGAGAUCAAGAAAGCAUACCGGAAAAAAGCACUACAGUGCCAUCCUGACAAAAAUCCAGAUGAUCCAAAAGCAGCAGAAGCAUUUCACGAACUCUCAAGGGCUUUGGAGAUCCUUACCGAUGCUGCUGCACGCUCUGCCUAUGACAAAGUACUACGAGCUAAAGAAGCUGCAAAACUCAGGCAUAAAGAACUCGACAGUAAGAGACAGAAGCUCAAAGAAGACUUAGAAAGGAGAGAAAGGGAAGCAAUGUCUGGGUCAGGAAUGAGUAAUCUUACAGAUGAACAAAAAUUGGCUGCUGAAAUACAAAGGUUGCAGAAAGAGGGUAGUAGACUUCUGCAGGAAGAACAAAAGAGGGUUAAAGAGGAAAUACAGAGAAGCCUGGGCCGUCUUACUGACCCUGUAUGGGAUUCAAGUUUGAACAGAAUCAAGAUUAAAUGGAAGGCAGAUAAAACAGAUGAAAGCAAUGGAGGAUAUGAUGAGGCAACAUUAAGGAAGUUUCUGAAAAAGUAUGGGGAUAUUGUAGCAUUAAUUAUAUCUCCUAAGAAGAAGGGGAGUGCUUUGGUUGAGUUUACUUCUAAGGAGGCUUCCGACAUGGCAAUUGAAUUUGAAAAAGGUAUACCGGAAAACCCUCUCACAUUGAAGUGGUUAAAUGACAAACCUGUGCUAACAACAAAGCGGGAUGCUCCAGGGCCUUCACUGGUUUCAGAUAGGGAUUAUGAAUCACUUGUGAUGACUAAAAUGAGACAGGCUGCAGAGAGGCAGAGACUCAUAGAACAAAUGAUGAAAGAGGAAGGGGCAAAGUGAAUAAAUUAUUUGACAAAAUAGAAUUUGCUUGAUACCUUUUGAACAUUUGGUAUUCUACUAUUGUGGUGUUUAGCAAUACAUCAAUUGACCAUAUCACAUGCCAAUGUUAAAUAUUUUUUAAUAAGAGAAAUAUGCAAAUAAUAUAUGGAGUACAGACUGGA